AUGAGCACCCUCGCCUUCCCCGCUUUCGAGCGGGCUCAACAGGAGCAUAUGGGCUUUGAUCGAUCCGCUGAGGCGCUGUAUCAAUCGGUCGCUGAUGCAGUGAAUGCCCCUCCGAGCAGCGGUCCUCCAACAGACCGCCAUCGAAGCGUCUCGGACGCGGCUUUGAUCGAUAAGGUCGGCUCGUCAUCACAACCAGCAUUGGGCAACAGUCAAACCGAACCAACAGAUCCUCCGAAGCCCAAGAUCACCAAGCGUGUAAAUGCUCGUCUUCAGCUCGCAGCUGCCCUCAUCGAAGCAGACAACGACCGCAUCCUUGAAAAGGCUCAAUUCUGGCACAUCUACCAUCCACCACAGACGAUCGAACCUCUCCGUCCACCACCACCUCCACAACCCGCACUCGCAAGCCAGAGUGCCAUCUUUGCUCCCUUCAGGGAAGGCGCGAGUCUCGCUGUCAAGCGUCACGUUCGAACAUGGAGCGCCGCUACCCGUCUUUCUCGCCUGAUCGAUCCCGAUGAUGAUGGCAGGCGGCCCAGCAUCGACUUCCUUGGCGUUGCUCUUCCCACGGAACAAAAGGCCCGCAGCCGUGCUGGCAGCAGUGUUGCUGGUCUCAUCGGCACAGAGGGUCCUCGCAGUCGAAGCAACAGUCUUUUCUCCAAUGCUGCUACUUCGGUCCUUGGUCGUACUUCCAAGCUUGGAUCUCGCCCUGCAAGUCUCUUGGACCCAGAAGGCGCGGGUGGCGCUGACGUCGAUGCGGACGCUCUCACCGAUUGGGGAGUCGACAAGUUUCUCAGCAAAGAGGAGAAAGAGCGAAUGGCUGCAGGUCAACGCAGUCGUGCUCAGAGUCUUGCCGGUAGCAACGGUGCACGUUCUUCCUUCGAGCAGCUCACACCUUCGCUCACAACUCGUAAGUCCUUAGACAUCGAUCGAGCUGCUCCUCAAUCGGCACCCGUGCCCAACAGAGCCAGUUCUGAGAUUGUCGGCGCAUCGGCAUCCACUGCCGCAAACGGCUCUGUCCGGGAUUCCAAGCUUGAAUUGUUAGCAAAGAUCAAGCUUUAUCGAGAACGUCAAGAGAACCUCCCUCCUUCGGAAUGGGAUGGACCCGGCCCGACAGCCACUAAGGACGAGGUCGUCGAACAUAUCAUCGCUUCCUCGGAUGGCAACAAGCGCGUAUCUCUUCGACAAGCUUCUCGAGAAUUGAGCGAGGCUCCCGCUGCAUCGACAACGACUGCAAUUCAACAGGAUCACGGCCUCACGCAGAGCACUCACACUACAGGCUCUGUCACAAGUCAACCCCGUCCUUCCUCGCGCGCCGACUCAACCUCCUCCUCGGCCUUCUUGGCAGCGCCGACCGUAAAGGAAUCAGAAACAGUCGCUGUUCCUGAACCUGACGCUGGGCCCAGCGAAGCUGCGACCACAAUGCAUCCUCCGUUAGCUUCAACUUCCGAAGCUAACGCUCUUGGUGCUCAAGCUCAGCCAGCAGCGUCACAAGACCCCGCGCAUGCCUCUGACACUACACCCGCACUGACGAUGAACCUUUCGCAGAGUCAGGCUAUUCCCAUCCCGACAUCAGGACAUAUGGCUCCAGCAGAACAACCCGGCGACGCAGAGGUCCUCGACAUGGUCGGUAUCGGCUCCUACUCUAGAAGUCAAUCACGACGCAACUCCUUGCUGGGAGGGCCAAUGUUCAACCCGCACGGCCUCAGCACUAGCCCGUUGGCAGGUAAGGGCGCAGAACAGUCGAACCUCAUACCCUCCUCCCCAUUUCAGUCUUCCGUACCAAAAGCACCGUCCCCUUUGAACCACACCAGGCUUCCUAGUCGAGGAUGGGUUCAAGAUCAGUUUGCCGAGCAUGAUCUUGGUCUGGGUCCCAGCCCAUUUGCAGCUGCGCUUCAAGCCGCCAGUCCCAGUUUUAACAACCUCGCCGAGUUUCGCAACAACGAUGCAGGUCCGGGUGCGAAUGUUGCUGCCUCUCCUUCGAUCGACUUCAACAGCCUGAGCACUCGCCAGCUGCAGAACGUGGCGCGCAACUCCACCUUCCCUUCCUUCCUCGGCAUCAAUCGUGAUUUGCUGGCAGAGGAAGAGAUCGAAGGCCCAGAUGCUCUGCUGCAAGGCGACGAGAUUGGUCCGGUCUCGAAGCGCAAGCGCCAGUCGUCUUUCGACAUCAAUUCGCUCGCCCAGGACAUCGCGCAGACUGGCGGCGAGAACUUUGAGAUUCAACUUGGUGGCGGAGCAGCACCAGAUCUAUCAUCAGCAAACUGGGGAAAGCCUCGCAAAAAGUGGUUCCGUCUCAGCAUGAUGAUGGACGCAAAGGGCAAGCCAUCCAAGCCGAAGAAAACGACAGCCACAGAUGGUGCAGAGGGAGACGGCGAAUCUGAUGCCGAGAUGUUCCAUGGUACUGCUGCAGCGGUCGAUCAACCAAAGGCGACGGAAGAAGAUGGUGGCGACCGUUCAGAGCUGUAUGCUGCCGAGCCAGCUGCCGACAUGUCCGCUGAGGCCGUUGCACCUGAGAACGACAACGACUCGGACGGCAUCGACGAUGACUACAUCAGCCCGCCCCGAAAAGGUCCACUUCGUCCCCGCGGACUAGCUGUUCGCAUGCCAAAGACCAUCAUCAUGCCACAACCCUUGCAAGGUACUGAGUUCGCUCCCAAACUUCGCCUCACCGAUGCCAUGCCUACUGCCAUGGAAGAUCCAGUGCAGACCAAGCGUCACAGUUUGCACGUACCCGAUGGCUUUGUACUGCAUGACAGUCGAGGUGGAUUGCCACCCAUGCGCAGCCUCGUUGUGCACAGUGCAAACGGCCCUCAACCCCUAUUCACAGUGAAAGGCGGCAAGAAGAAAGAUAAGCAGACUCCAGCUCAGCUCAAGGCUGUUGAAGUUGGGCGAAUGGUGCAAGUGCCGGCAGCCGCGCCCCGAGGCAUUGGAAGGCGAGCUGCCGCGCCGACAACUGCUCUCUUCCGCAACCAUCUCGUCCAGCACGAUGACGAGCGCGAGGGUUGGGGCUGGGAGGCAGGCACGCGUGUCGACGACAUCUUCAAUCCUGACAAGGAUACCGAUUCUUCUGACGAUGACAUGCCGCUUGCAGAUAUCAAGAAGCAGAGUCGCUCUGCCAAACGCGCUGCCAAACGCCUUGCCAAGGAGAAGCGCAAACGCAAAGCUGCACGAAGGAUCCGACGCGCAAAGCGUGAGGAGGCACUCAAGCAGGGCAAGUCGUUCGAGGAAGUCGGUGUCGAAGAGCUCAGUCCAGACGAGGAUCUCGAUCUCAGCAGCACUACUAGCGAAGAGGAGGGUACCGAGACAGACACUGAGUCAGACCUCUGGGCUAGCGAUGACGACAAGCGCUGGGUCGAUGACAGCAAGCCGGCCGGCAAGCUGUAUGGCAAGAGUCUUCUUGACCUGGCUACCGAACGCAACACCGAGCGCAAGUCGAAGGCUCGAUUCUACGGUCAGGUUCAGCUUGAAGACGGAGAGACAACCAUGCUUCAGGUCGAUGGAGAUGACGGUAAAGCCGUUUCGCAGCGCAAUGGUGUUUUAGGCAAUGGAGCUUCUUCUGUCUACGACGAUGGAGCGUCGGUGGCCCCGAGCGUUGCGCGCAGCUUCAGAGACAAGCCAAUUGGCUACAACGACACACGUGAGCGUAUGGAGGCUGUCUUUGGUGCUGAUCAAAUCUGGGCGCGAGAGAUGGCCAAGAGAGAGGAAGAGGAGGCUCGCGAGGCGCAGGAGGCCAAAGCAAGGGCUGAGGCCGAGGCAGCAGCUCAGCAGCAAGCGGAGGCUCUUGCGAAAAGCAAGAAGGAGCGUGGCCUCUUCACAAUUGGCAAGAAGAACAAGAAGCAGCGUGAGACCGUGCUCGGCAUGUCGAACACUUCGGCUGUUGGCAGCACCGUUAGCGUCGUCGCUUCUAACGCUGGUGCUCCUUCGUUUGCUCCAUCUCAGGCAAUUUCGCACGAGCGCAAAGACACGGAUGAGGCUGGUUUGCCUACUCGAGUUCAAACACCAGUGGAGCCACCUGUCAUCACACUGGAUAUAGGAGACGCCGAUCAGGAGCUCAUCGAAGGUCAGCGAGGUCGAAGGACGCCCGCAUUACUUGCCGGAGAGGAGAUGGCCGCAGAAGAGUGGCUCAUCUCCUCGGAUGUCGAGGCUGAGUAUGCAAAGAACAACGACUCGAGCGACGAUGACAUUCCCCUUUCUCAGGUCAAGAAGAACGUAGCAUCGCGUCCGGUCUCGCUGGCUGCUGGCCUCUCGCUGCAGCCGAAUGAGGCAGGCGAUGGCGAGUCGUCCGACGAAGAGCUGCCUCUAGCGGCGCUGAAGGAGAAGCGUACUCGUCAGUCGAUGCUUCUGGGCGGAGGAAAGCUGAAUCUCGACUUUUCGUCCAUGAACCAGAGCCCAACCAAGAACGCAAACCUGGCGGUGAACUUGGGCUCUCCGUCGGUUCAUUCCGGCAGUGUUCGAGAGAGCUUUGCCCCUGAUGGAGCCAGGUCGCCUCUUGCACAGGGAGCAUACGCAACAGCGGCCAAUGCAGGAGACGACGAUGAUUCUGACGAGGACCUGCCUCUCGGGCAGCGACAUCCUGGAGGUGACGCGGCUCUCUUGACCAUGCGUACAGCCUUGGAAAAUCAGAAGCGGGCACUCAAGGAGGCCAAGCAAGCUGAAAGGGCAAAGAAGCGGGCUGCCAAGCUUGCGCGCCAAGUGAGCACAGACGAUGCUGGCGCAGAUGGGGAAGAGGCAGAGGUGAAUGCAAAUGGCCACACGGAAGAUGGCGGCGACGACGCGAGCGAUGACGAUGACGAUGACGAUGACGAUGAUGACAGCGAAGACGAUAAGCCGCUGGGUUAUGUGCACCCGCAAGCUGCCAUCAUCGCCGAGCAAGCUGCUAUCAUCCGCCAACUGCAGUCAGAAAAGGAGCAACAGCCGCAACAGCAACGGCAAUCCCCCUUGGCCGGGCUUUCACCAUCUGGUUCUGGCAUUUUGUCUCCGUCCGGCAUGGAUGUGCGUCCUUCGGUCAUGUUGAACCGUAUGAGCGGACUGCCAAGCAUGGGAGCCAUGGGCGGAUUUGGAGGCAUGGGUAUGGCUGAUCCUCGACAGUCAAUGAUCGGUCUGCCGAUGACUGGAUCGAUGAUGAUGGGUGGUAUGCCUCAGUGGGAUGGUAUGCCAGCUCCUUCGUCUGGCUUGCCAAUAGGCAUGUCGAUGCCGAUGGGGAUGGGCGGAGCAUCGCCGAUGGCAUCCGGGUCUCAGAUUGGCGUUUCGGGAGCCAUGUCACCAGCCAUGACGAUGCCUAUGAUGGCUGGUACUCCGCAGAUUGGUGCACCGAUAACACCGGGCGCAAUGACGAUGAUGCUGGAUCCAAAGGUGUCGUCGAUCCACAACUGGCGAACGCAGGUGCCUCCCGAUGCUACAGCCGCUGUCACUCCUCCUGGCGGCGCUUCGACUGUCAACUCUUCCUGA
Messenger RNA from Ustilago hordei, 5442 nucleotides. RefSeq lists its product as uncharacterized. The record is from RefSeq and is a predicted model, not a curated record. Lineage: Eukaryota; Fungi; Basidiomycota; Ustilaginomycetes; Ustilaginales; Ustilaginaceae. Bases 1 to 5442 code for a protein of 1813 amino acids. The transcript has a single exon.